UGACAAAGUCGGCGCCGCCAUUCGCUUCAGAAGGUGCUUAGAGGUCACGCCGACACACACGCUCACCGCUCGCUCUGCGUCACUUAUUCCAUCAUCUGCAACAUGAAGUUCGCCGCUGCCAUCUUGCUCCUGACACUUAUCGCCGUACAGUCAAGCGAGGCAAUAAAAUGCUACCAAUGCCUUCCCGGCACCGAUUGCAAGAAAGAGGUCGAUUGCCCUGGCUCUUGCACGACAACGACAGCCUCGACAUCGGUGGUGGGAGUGACUACCACUACUAAAGCCUGUUCUCCAACCCCUAUUCCCAACGGAUGCAAGGAAAAUUCCGUUUUAGGAAACACUGGCAAGAUCUGCGCGUGUGACACCGACCUGUGCAACAAAGGCGUCGCUUGUCAUGUUGCUAUUCCUCUCAUGAUUGUCGCUGUUCUCCUUGGUCGCUUCAUGUAAACAAAAGGCAAAAAAAGGAGAGAGAGAAAAAGUUUCCAUGUAGGAUUCGUCUGAAGGAGAUUUUUUUUUUUUUUUUUUUCAUGCUUGUGUUUCCUUUCUUCUGUUUUGACGUCUGUCUGGUGGUGUAAGCGAAGCUGUUUUCAAAGUAUGUUGGAUAUAUAUAUAUAUAUAUAUAUAUAUAUAUAUAUAUAGAUAUAGAUAUAUAUAUAUGUGUAUCUGUGAUGAAAGAUAUAACCUGGUGGUCUAAGUCAAAGAAAGUAUAAACCUGAUUGAGACAGAUAAACGCAGCGCCAAUCUAUGUAAAAAUAAACAAAUAAAUAAUAUUCUGCAAAUCUACAGAUCGACGAAAAUCAUCUACUUCACUGACUGGUGAAGCAUGACGUACAAGUUCUCAAAAGCAGUAUAGAAAUCAUAAUUCUGUCAAUAUUUACAUGUGCCUUAUUCUUUUUUCUUUUCUUUUCGUUUAUCUUUUUUCUUUUUAAUCUUACCUUCCCCGUCUUCAAAUUAGGGAUAUCCAGCGCCCUCUGCCACGCACUGCAUUUUUUGCCAUCAUCAUAAUGAAAUCUCCCUUUGUUUAUGUUAUUCCCUGUUGCUCAUUUGAAGACACACCCUCAGUGGCAAAGAGACACAUCGAUCUUUUGCCUUGUCCAUCACAUAUGACGUGCAUCAUGAACUUGGGAGGAUAAUCACGGAUUUCAUUAGCAAAAUUAUCCAACGGUUAUGCGGAUGAUCUAACAGCAGACGGUCCAGCUUUGUACACAAUAAAACAAGAAUAACGAAAUCUACGGUGAACAAGACAGUGAGAAGAAGAAGAAGAAGAAAACAAAGAAGAAGGAAAAAAUAAAUCAGUAAAUAAGAUAAAUGUAGAAAUUACCAGUCUCCAAGUCUCGUCUUAAAUUUAAAAAAAAAAGUUAAAAAAAAAAAAAAAAAAACAAUAAUAAAAAAAAUAAAAAAAAAAAUGUAAAAAACUGGCGUCUCCCCUUAGAUAAAAAUAAAUAAAUACGAUAAAUAAAAAAAAAAAAAAAUGAAAACAGCAAGAUUCAAACAAGGACUCGUCUCCUGUUGCAUCAUCGUUGUGGCCGUUGAUUAUGGAGAUGAUGACAAGUGUUUCAAACUUUCAAAGAAUUUGGUCGCACAAAUAAAAAAACAAAAACAA
Messenger RNA from Penaeus chinensis, 1600 nucleotides. Its product is annotated as lymphocyte antigen 6D-like. The coding region runs from base 103 to 444 and encodes 113 amino acids. The transcript is spliced from 4 exons. NCBI's taxonomy places the organism in Eukaryota, Metazoa, Arthropoda, Malacostraca, Decapoda, Penaeidae. The record is from RefSeq and is a predicted model, not a curated record.